Molecule: messenger RNA, 1275 nt
Organism: Fonsecaea erecta
Lineage: Eukaryota; Fungi; Ascomycota; Eurotiomycetes; Chaetothyriales; Herpotrichiellaceae
Exons: 1
Coding region: 1-1275 (424 amino acids)
Biological process (GO): transmembrane transport; carbohydrate transport
Cellular component (GO): membrane
Molecular function (GO): carbohydrate:proton symporter activity
Source: RefSeq, a predicted model, not a curated record
AUGGCUGGCUCCACUCAUGUUGCUGAAUUUAUUGCCUUCCGAUUCGUUGCUGGAGCGUCCUCAUGGAGCAGUCUGGCUGCAGUGCCGAUCUUGAUCAGCGAAAUUGUACCUGCUAAUAUACGAGGCGCUAUGGUCGACUUUCACGCAACUAUGUGUGUAGUUGGCUACAUGGCCUCGGGCUGGGUAGGGUUUGGCUUCUACUUUUGGACGACGACCGGAGGGUCUAACACGUGGCGACCAGUUAUCGCUAUUCAAUGUUUUUGGCCCCUUUGCCUCUUGGUGGGCCUUCUGUUCGUCCCAGAAAGCCCGAGGUGGCUAAUGAUGAAAGGACGAGAUGUUGAGGCUGAAACAAUAUUGUUCAAACUGCAUGCAAAUCCAAAGGACCCCCGUAGCGGUGACGCUGCGAAGGCGGAAUUCUACCAGAUCCAGAAACAGGUUGCUCUCGACAGAACCUUAGGAAACUCCUGGCUCCAUAUCCUCACCAAGCCCUCCUAUCGAAAGAGGUUACUUUUGGCCGUGACGAUGACCGGAAUUUCUCAAUGCUCUGGUGUUCUAGUCAUCAACAACUACGGACCUUUGCUUUACAGAUCAUUGGGCUUCUCUCCGGCCAAGCAACUCAUCUACCCUGCCGGCUGGAAUACUUUAUCUGUUGGUCUCAAUAUUAUCGGCAUGAUCUUGGUAGAUCGCUUUCCGAGACCGAAAUAUCUUGCUUUUGGUCUUCUAGGGUGCACAGCCUGCCUGAUCGUUGAAGCAGCUCUAGUCGCCAACUUUGUCCCGUCAGACAAGAAGGUAGCGUUGCAGGCAGCCGUGGCAAUGUUCUUCGUCUUCCUGGUCUUCUACGAUGUCUGUAUCAACGGGACCUUUUUGUCGUAUAUGGGCGAAAUCUUUCCAACCCACCUUCGUGCAAAGGGAAUGUGUGCGGGUGUCGCGAUGGUCGCGCUCAUGAACAUUGUAUGGCUCCAGAGCGCCCCAACCGCGUUUGCUACAAUCGGGUGGAAGUUUUACUUGUGCUUCAUCAUUUCUAGCACAAUAGGGGCGGUGGUUAUAUGGAUCCUCUUCCCGGAUACGAAUGGCCUGCCAUUGGAGGAGGUAGCCGCGAUUUUCGGAGAUGCCGAUGAGGUCGCUGUUUACCAACGAGACAUUCAAGACAACUUCACACUAUCAACAGACGUGAAUCGACAGAACACUCUCAAGGGUCCGCAUACCACCGGCAAUCAAGGUGAGGUUAUUCAUCUCGAAACCUGUGAAGACGUGACAGCAUCAGCUGUAAACUAG